Messenger RNA from Fusarium pseudograminearum CS3096, 768 nucleotides. RefSeq lists its product as uncharacterized. NCBI's taxonomy places the organism in Eukaryota, Fungi, Ascomycota, Sordariomycetes, Hypocreales, Nectriaceae. The record is from RefSeq and is a predicted model, not a curated record. The coding region runs from base 1 to 768 and encodes 255 amino acids. Gene Ontology annotation, molecular function: RNA binding. Gene Ontology annotation, cellular component: nucleolus. The transcript has 3 exons.
AUGCCUGCGCCAACAGCACUGAAGCAGGCCGAGAGUGCCCCGCUCGCCAACGAUAUUUCGCUCCCAGUUGAAGGUGCCGAUGAAGAGUUUCUGUUAGAUGCGCCUGGCGCUGAGGAUGCCGAUGCGAAUGUCCUCGUGCCCGUCGAGGAUAGCAACGAUAUGCAAAUCGACGAGGAAGGACGACCUCGGUUUGCGCCCGCCAGAGACAUUGAUCCCGUCACCAGGGUCGAGACACGCAAGAUUCCUAUCCCUCCUCACCGAAUGACACCUCUAAAACAGUCAUGGACAUCCAUUUACCCGCCAUUGGUUGAGCACCUCAAGUUGCAAUGCCGAAUGAACAUCAAGCGCAAGACGGUCGAGUUGAGGUCAUCAAAGCACACUACCGAGUCCGGAGCGCUGCAGAAGGGAGAGGACUUUGUCAAGGCCUUCACCUUGGGCUUUGACGUGGACGACGCUAUCGCCCUGCUACGACUAGACGACCUUUACAUUCAGAGCUUCGAGAUCAAGGAUGUGCGAACGAUGCAUGGCGACAGCCAAGCCCGUGCUAUUGGACGAAUUGCUGGAAAGGAUGGAAAGACGAAGUUCGCUAUUGAGAACGCUAGCAGAACACGUAUCGUUCUGGCCGAUAGCAAGAUUCAUAUUCUGGGUGGAUUCAAAAACAUUCACCUUGCUCGAGAGUCAGUCGUGAGCCUCAUUCUCGGAAAGCCACCCGGCAAGGUGUAUGGCAACCUUCGAACAGUUGCGGCGAGAAUGAAGGAACGUUUCUAA